Pelagomonas calceolata is the source of this 2296-nucleotide messenger RNA. The record is from the annotation of a GenBank genome assembly. NCBI's taxonomy places the organism in Eukaryota, Pelagophyceae, Pelagomonadales, Pelagomonadaceae.
CCUAAAAAAAACGCGAGACGCGAGGCCCCGCCGUGAUCGCGCAUCGCGUGGUGGUCCAAGAACAUCGCUGUUCGGCGACUGCACGCACCUGUGCGAGGACAGCUCGCUCUGUGGUGCAGCAGUAGUUGCUCUCAGAGAGACAGCAUGCCAUCCACCAGCAAUGCGUCGAACUGGCAGCAGCGCGAGGAGGAAGCCGUGAAAAAACUCAUCGAGUCGCUGCCGCAGUGGACCGGCCCGCUCGACGACGACGCGCCGCUCCCGCGGGGCACGAAGACGCGGACCGGCGUGCUACCGGAGAGCGGCCUCACGUAUUACUGGCGCAAAAAUGACGAGCCGCGCGACCGCGUGGAGCUCGUGAUUGCGGUGCGGGCGGGCUCCAUCGACGAGACGGACGACGAACGAGGCCUCGCGCACGUCCUGGAACACCUCGCGUUCCGGGCGCGCACGGACGCGGACGGAACGCGCUGGUCCGCGCUGCGGGAGCUCGAGGCCCACGGCGUCUCCUUCGGCGCGCACCAGAACGCCUAUACGUCCUUCGAGGAGACGGUCUUUUUUCUGCACGUGCCGGCGGACUUCUUCGGGCGGGCGUUGGAGCUGCUGGCGGCGUUGGUCGGCGAGGCGGCGAAGGUCGACGCGUCCGACGUCGACGCGGAGCGCAAGAUCGUGCUGGAGGAGUGGCGCCAGGGCAAGGACUGGGCCCAGCGAAGUACCGAGCUGCGUCGCAAUCAACCACUGUGUCGAGUCGGUAAUUUUUUAUUGCUGCGCAGGCACGGAAAGCCACUUCCGCCACACGUUCGAGGGCACGACGCUCGCGGCGCGCCUCCCCAUCGGGAACCUCGAGGUCGUGCGCACGGCCCGGCCCGAGACGAUCCGAGGGUUCUACGAGCGGCACUACACGGCCGACGCCCUGGCCGUUAUUGUCUGUGUGGAAAUCAAACUUUUACGGCGCGUUGUGCUGAAUCAUCGCGUCGUCCUCCACGCCAUCGACGCGACGUCUGCUCGAUGGCGUGGUGAUGCCGGUUCCUCACCGCUCGACCGAGCCAGGACGGCCGCGUCAGUGCACCCGACGAACUGGUUGAUUUCCACACAGGUUAUCGUCGUCGGCGCGGUGCCCGACGCGGUCCAGGUCGACCAGCUCGACCGGGCCUUCGCGCCCUACUUUCGGAAGGGCGCCGCGCGGCCGUGGCCGCGCGCGCCGGCGGCCUUCUUCCCCGACGAGUCAAGCUUCGGCGCCGCCGUGUUCGCGGAGGCGCCGCGGCGGCGCGUCCGCGCGAGCGUCUUCGAGGACGCCGAGGCGACGUCGGCCUUCGCCGCUAUCAGUGUGGCCAAGCGCUACGAGGCCGCGACGACGGUCGGCGGAUUCCGGCGGUGGCUCGUCGGCGACGUGGCCCAGAACGUCGUGAACCGCCAGCUCGCGAAGCUCGCCAUGGCGAGCGCGCCGCCGUUCAGCUCGGCGUCCGUCGGCGCGCAGCCGCCCGUCGCGCUGCGGCGCGUCGCCGAUGGCAUCCAGGGCGUGACCGUCAGCAUGCUGAGCGCCGUGCCCCUGGCCCACGACCGCGUCGCCGACGCUUUGCGGAGCGCGUGGCGCGUCGUCGUCGAGAAGCGCGACCGCGUCACGGAGGACGAGCUGCGCAUGGCGCGGCGCGAGAUCCUGGGCGACCUGCAGACGCAGUGGAAGGAGCGGGACCAGACCGAGUCGUCAUCGCUGGCCGACGAGGCGCGGGACCACUUCCUGCUCGCGGCGCCGUACGUCGACGACCGCGACGAGGUCGCGCUCGCGGCCGCGCUGCUGCAGACGGUCACCGUCGAGGACGUCCGAGAGGCGAUCGCGGCCAUGUUCCCCGCGGAGAACCUCGACGCCGUCGUCGCGGCGACGCGGCCCGCGCCGGGCUUCCGGUGGCCCUGGCAGGCGCCCUCAGUGCCCGCUGCGGCGCUCGAGGCCGAGCUAAAGACAUUACUCGACGACGCGGCGGGCGGCGCCGUCGCGGCGACCGAGGCCUUCGACGCCGACGCCUUCUUCGCGCCGCCCACUGGCGAGCGCUCGUCCGUGACAAGCCGGCGCCUGCCUCUGCCGAACGGCCUCGAGGCGCUGGAGCUCUCGCUGGGCAACGGCGGCACGGUCACCUUCGUGCGCACCGACUUUAAGGACGACGAGGUCGUGCUGUUCGGGUGCGCGGCCGGCGGCCUGUCCCGGCUCUGCGGGCGCGACGCGAAGAAAGACGCGAAACUGGCGAUGAGCGCGCGCGGCGGCGCGAGCCUCGCCGGGCGCUACGGCGCCGUCGGCGCCAGUGCAUAA